UAUAUAUUGCCACAAACUACAUACAUCAUUUAAUGUUCACACAAGUCAUACUUGUGGUACCUAUCGCAACGUCGAUCUUGGUUAGGACAUGGAUAUUGACAAGGUUGUAACUAUUUUCGUUAAGGACACAUAAGGCACUCAAGGCAUAUUAAUUUGAUACAUUAAAUAUGGAAUAACAUCACUUUGUGACUGGUAUUGGGAAUAAUGUGUGUUAUUGUUUCUAUAUGGUUCAAGGAUAUGGAUCACUGUUGUUUAUAUAUCUAAAAUUUUGGCGAAUGGAAGUCAAACAAACAUGCCACAUGUGUGUAUGGUGAUUAUAAUCACAGAUCUAUAUGUAUAAUAUCAUUAGGGCAUCGCAUGACUGCUAACUGGGAGAGUGUGUUUUCUGUCUACUUUUUGUGCAAAAGUUAAAGGUAUUGUUUCCCUUGUAUUACUAUCGCGGCUGCAAAAGGGAUUUCAAAUAUGUUAGUUGGUGUUAUAUGAGUAUUAUGACAUGCGUAUAAUAACCAUCGCAAGAUGACGGCGACUGAUGAACGUGACCGGGAUACCCGUAGCGCUCAUUCUACUAAAGUUAUGAGCAGGUAUUAUACCGGGUCGCUUAACAGCAUUAAAGGUGUUGCCAUGAGCUUUGCUUCAUAUGAAUUCGGAACGUCGGGGUCGUUUGAUGCCGGUGUUACGAUACGCGAUGUAUUGUCUCGCCGAGCGACACCUGAAACACGAGCAGAAGGACUACGACAAUUCAGAAAGGAUUCAUCACAGCAAACAUUUUACAAUUCGAAACGUGUUGGAAUUGUUUUGAUAAUCAUGGGAUUGAUUAACACGUUGUUAUUUACAGUUAUUCAAAUAACAAGAUCAUCGCAUGUAGAGUGUUCUAUCCCGAUUGUCGAUGACGCUACCGAUGGACAGGGCGAAUGGUCUACAAGAAUAGAUUCAUCCAAUUGUAUAGGAGACGUUAGUAAAUUCAAACAGGCUGAUAAGAUCAAUGUUUAUUACACGAUUCACAACUAUCCUUUUCAUGCUGCUUCUGUCUUUGGUCUACAUUCAAAGUCGCAGUUGGAAGGUAAAGAGGUGUCAAAAGAUGAGGUUUGGAGAUGUUACCCUUUUAACCAUGUGCUAGAAGAUGGCAAAGAACAGCAGAUUUAUCCUUGCGGCCCUCACCUGUGGAAUCUUUACAACGAUACCUUUAGUUUCUCAAGGAGACCAUUAGACAAGACUCAGAACGGCGCCUCAUUGAAGGAUGAUAUCAUCCCACUAGAUGAAUCACAACAUAUAUUGGCAAAUUAUCAAGAACAUGCCGACGCUAGAAACCCCCUAGAUCAGACAAUCAGCCAUUUAUACAAAAACGUGUAUUAUUGGCUUCACUCAACCUCCAAUAUGGCGACUUUGCAAUCAGCUCCAAACAAAUCGCAAACGCAGCGAGACGGGAAAUACCCUAAUAAAAAGACCCUUGCCGAAGUACGUGCAAUUGAGAAGUUAAUGACGGCUCCUAACGCUGGAACCGGUGUGGAAAAUGGACAUGUAAUACAAUGGAUGACUCCAUCACCAUUUAAAACAAUAAAAAAAUUGUAUGGUGUUCUGAAAGGCCCGAUUGAAUUCCCUAUAUACGUCAACGCGCACAUCGGAUAUGACACAGCAAAAUUUGGAGGACGGAAAACGCUUUCUUUGGUCGUACCAUCAUGGCCAUACGGUAAACUUACAUCAGUUCAGACAUUUAUAGGAACUCUGGUUCUGUUAAGUUUCCCCCUUUCGUUGAUAUUGUUGCUAUCAAAGACGGGCGACACCGGACGUUGCGUUAAUCUCAUUUGAUUGACACGCAUAACCCU
This is a messenger RNA of Babesia bovis T2Bo, 1823 nucleotides long. RefSeq names its product LEM3 (ligand-effect modulator 3) / CDC50 family protein. Gene Ontology annotation, cellular component: Golgi apparatus; plasma membrane; endoplasmic reticulum. The record is from RefSeq and is a predicted model, not a curated record. Lineage: Eukaryota; Apicomplexa; Aconoidasida; Piroplasmida; Babesiidae. The coding region runs from base 517 to 1806 and encodes 429 amino acids. The transcript is spliced from 3 exons.